Paramecium tetraurelia is the source of this 423-nucleotide messenger RNA. RefSeq lists its product as uncharacterized. The record is from RefSeq and is a predicted model, not a curated record. The transcript has 2 exons. NCBI's taxonomy places the organism in Eukaryota, Ciliophora, Oligohymenophorea, Peniculida, Parameciidae.
AUGAAUCAAUCUAUGGCUAAAUUGUAUUCUCAAGAUGGAACAGGAAGAGAUUCUUACAUCUUUUGUGAUAACGGAGGCUUUUAUCCAGGUAAUUUCAAAUUAUAAAAAACGCCAUAACAUUAAAGCUGGGCUUAUGGUACACACUCUCCUCAAAAAACUCAUUUCAAACCUGAAAAACGAUAAUUUUAUAUAAGUGAUGGCACUGGAAGAGAUACAUAUGUUAUUAGAAAUGUAUAAGAUAAAGCAUUUUUUUCUCCUGAUUUUUCAUUUCAAUUAAGAAAAUAUGAUUCGCAAAUUAUGAAUCCUUAAUACCCAUACAAAUUACCUCCAUUAAAGUAGGCUUAAUAAUCGAUUAAAUCUGAUAAGCAGAAAUCAUUAAUAUAGAGGCUAGCAAAACCAAAGCUUAGAACUUAAAGUGAUUGA